Tauraco erythrolophus (red-crested turaco) is the source of this 8448-nucleotide messenger RNA. The record is from RefSeq and is a predicted model, not a curated record. NCBI's taxonomy places the organism in Eukaryota, Metazoa, Chordata, Aves, Musophagiformes, Musophagidae.
AUUUUUCUCCUGUUACAAGAGGCUGAUGAUAAAAACAAACUUUUGCGAACUGUGGCUGGUGCAGGUUUGGACACUAUCAGUAACCUAAGAGCUACAUGGGACAAAUUUGAAUUAAUGAUGGAAAGCCACCAGCUUAUGAUUACAGAACAGAUUGAAAUGAUGAAAGGAAAUGUGAUUUCACAUAUUAAUGUAUAUCUUCAAGACAUGGAAAAGUUUAAAGCUCGUUGGGAUCAGCUAAAGCCAGGUGAUGAUGUCAUUGAAACAGGUGAUCAAGAUGUGCUUGAGAAAAGUGCUCAGAUCAUAAAGGAAAAGAAAAAAGAAUUUGAUGAACUUGAAACCGUGAAAGAAAAGCUCAUUGAAGAGUGCCAUCAUUUUAAAUUGGAAGAGCCUGACUUCUCAUUGUCGAAAGUUGUAUGUCAAGAUAUUAAGAGCUGUGCAGAAGUCUGGGCAUUGUAUGAAGAGUUUUAUCAAGGUUUUCAGGAAAAAGCCAAAGAAGACUGGAUUACUUUUAGGAGUAAAACAUACCUAUUUGAAGAAUUUUUGUUUAACUGGCAUGAUAAAAUGAGGAAGAUGGAAGAACAUACUGUAAUGACUGUAAAGUUGCAAAAAGAAGUGGACAAAUAUAAAAUGAUAAUUCCACUCCUAAAAUAUGUAAGAGGAGAACAUCUUUCUCCAGACCAUUGGCUGGAUCUCUUUCGUCUUCUGGGUCUUCCCCGAGGCACUACACUUGAGGGUUUGUUAUUUGGAGAUCUGCUAAAAGUGACGGAUGCCAUUAUAGAAAAAGCAACAGAACUUAAGGAUUUGAAUUGUCGGGCCCAAGGUGAAGUCACAAUCAGAGAAGCGUUACGUGAGCUUGAACUCUGGGGUGUAGGAGCUGUCUUUACGUUAACAGACUAUGAAGGUAGCCAAGGAAAGACUAUCAGGCUUAUUAAAGACUGGAAGGACUUAGUCAACCAAGUUGGAGAUCAUCGUUGUCUUCUACAGUCCCUCAAGGACUCUCCAUAUUACAAAGGUUUUGAAGAUAAAGUGUCCAUCUGGGAAAAAAAGCUGGCUGAGUUGGAUGAGUAUCUGCAGAAUUUAAACCAAAUUCAAAGGAAAUGGGUCUAUUUGGAACCGAUAUUUGGUCGUGGAGCUCUGCCCAAAGAACAGGCUCGUUUUAACAGAGUUGAUGAAGACUUUAGAUCCAUUAUGUCAGAUAUCAAGAGCGACAAUAGGAUAACAUCACUGAAUGCCCGGACAGGAAUAAAAAAUACCUUAAUUACCAUACUUGACCAGCUUCAGAGAUGUCAGAGAUCUUUGAAUGAGUUUUUGGAGGAAAAACGCUCAGCAUUUCCAAGAUUCUAUUUCAUUGGAGACGAUGACUUAUUAGAAAUUUUAGGGCAGUCCACAAAUCCUCUGGUUAUCCAGUCUCAUCUGAAGAAACUUUUUGCUGGCAUUAAUAGUGUGAGCUUUGAUGAAGAAUUUAAAUACAUAGUUGCCAUGAAGUCUGUAGAAGGAGAAACUGUGCCAUUUAAAAAUAAAGUUCUUCUGUCAAAUGAUGUGGAGGUGUGGCUAAACAGUUUGGCUUUGGAGAUGAAGGAGACCCUGGAAAAAAUGUUAAUUGACUGUCUUGACGCUGGAAAAAAAUCACAAGGUUCAAUUGAUCCGUCGCUCUUUCCUUCCCAGAUUCUAUCCUUGGCAGAACAAAUCCAGUUCACUGAAGAUGUUGAAAGUGCUAUCAAAAACCAUAAUCUGCAACAAUUGGAGUUAGAACUCAUGGCUAAACUGGAACAUUAUACUAGCAUUGAUACUGGUAUAGAAGAUACUGGGAGUACAGAAUCAGGAAUCCUUGAGCUCAAGCUUAAAGCUCUGAUUCUUGAUGUCAUUCAUAACAUUGAUGUGGUGAAGCAGCUGAAUCAAGCUCAGGUUCACAAUGUUGAAGACUGGGCUUGGAAGAAGCAGCUGAGAUUUUAUAUGAAAGACCAAAAAUGUUAUGUUCAGAUGGUAGAUGCUGAACUCCAAUAUACUUAUGAAUAUCAGGGUAAUUCCCCUAAACUUGUUUAUACACCUUUGACAGAUAAGUGUUACCUAACACUUACUCAGGCUAUGAAGAUGGGCCUUGGAGGAAAUCCCUAUGGUCCAGCUGGAACUGGAAAGACGGAAUCAGUAAAGGCUUUGGGUGGACUUCUUGGAAGACAAGUAUUAGUCUUUAAUUGCGAUGAGGGCAUUGAUGUGAAGUCGAUGGGACGCAUAUUUGUGGGCUUAGUGAAGUGUGGUGCCUGGGGCUGUUUUGAUGAAUUCAAUAGACUUGAGGAAGCUGUAUUGUCUGCAGUAUCCAUGCAGAUUCAGACAAUUCAACAUGCAUUGAAGAAACAUAGUCCUGUGUGUGAGAUGCUUGGCAAAAAGGUUGAAAUGGAUCACAAUUCUGGAAUUUUUAUCACUCUGAAUCCUGCUGGCAAAGGUUAUGGAGGAAGACAAAAACUACCUGAUAACCUCAAACAGCUUUUCAGGCCAGUUGCUAUGACUCAUCCAGACAAUGAACUCAUUGCAGAAGUGAUUUUGUAUUCAGAAGGCUUUAAGGAUGCUAAAAUACUCGGCAGAAAAUUAGUGGCUAUUUUUAAUCUAGCCAGGGAGCUUCUGACACCACAGCAGCACUAUGAUUGGGGUUUACGAGCACUGAAGACUGUUUUGAGAGGCUGUGGCAGUCUUCGUCAUCAGCUGAAGAAGAGUGAAGCAAAACAGGAAAUUAAUGAAAGUCAUAUGGUGGUUCAAGCUCUACGGCUUAAUACCAUGUCAAAGCUUACAUUUGCAGACUGUGCACGUUUUGAUGCACUGGUUGAAGAUGUAUUUCCUGGCAUUGACUUUAAAGAUGUAGAGUAUGCUGAGUUAACUACAGCUUUACAACAAGUCUUUGAAGAAGCAAACUUGGAAAUUAUAAACACUCAGAUCAAGAAGGCUUUGGAAUUAUAUGAACAACUACGUCAAAGAAUGGGUGUAGUCAUUGUAGGUCCAAGUGGUGGAGGUAAAUCAACACUUUGGCGGAUGUUAAAGACAGCGCUUGGUAAAACUGGCAAAGUAGUGAAACAGUAUACUAUGAAUCCCAAAGCUAUGCCUCGACACCAGUUGCUAGGCCAUAUUGACAUGGAUACCAGAGAAUGGUCUGAUGGUGUACUUACAAAUAGUGCUCGACAAGUGGUACGAGAACCCCAAGAUGUUACUUCGUGGAUAAUUUGUGACGGUGAUAUUGAUCCUGAAUGGAUUGAAUCUUUGAAUUCCGUUUUGGAUGACAACAGAUUGUUGACUAUGCCCAGUGGAGAAAGAAUUCAGUUUGGCUCAAAUGUCAACUUUAUAUUUGAAACUCAUGACCUUAGCUGUGCCUCUCCUGCUACCAUAUCUCGAAUGGGAAUGAUCUUUCUGAGUGAUGAAGAUACAGAUCUUAAUUCCCUGAUAAAGUCUUGGCUAAGAAGUCAACCUGAAGAAUGCAGAUACAACCUUGAAAAUUGGAUUGGGGACUAUUUUGAAAAGGCUUUAAACUGGGUUGUGAAGAAGAAUGACCCUGUGGUAGAAACAAGUUUAGUUGGAACUGUGAUGAACGGACUGUCUCAUCUUCAUGGGUGCACUGAUCAUGGACAGUUUAUUAUUAACUUGUUACGCGGUCUUGGUGGCAAUCUCAACAUGAAAUCGCGACAAGAAUUUGCCAAAGAGAUCUUCAGUUGGGCACAAGAAUCUCCACCGGAUCCAAGGAAGCCUCUGGACACAUAUUAUGACACUGACACUGGACAGCUAAUGCUGUAUCAGCUGAAAAAACCUGAAAAUCUAACAGCUGAUGACUUCAGUAAUCUCCAAACACUUCCCGUCAUCCAAACCCCUGACAUGCAGAAAAGUUUAGAUUACUUUAGGCCCUGGCUAGACUUUUACAAUAAGCAGCCAUUUCUUCUUGUAGGUCCUGAAGGAUGUGGAAAGGGGAUGCUACUUCGUUAUGCAUUUUCUCAACUCCGAUCCACUCAGAUUGCCACCAUUCACUGCAGCGCACAAACUACUUCUCAACAUCUGCUACAAAAAUUAAGUCAAACUUGCAUUUUAAUCAGUACAAACACUGGGCGAGUGUACAGACCAAAGGACUGUGAAAGGCUUGUUUUGUACUUAAAGGAUAUCAAUCUACCCAAACCUGAUAAAUGGGGAACAAGCACUCUCGUGGCUUUUUUACAGCAGGUUCUUACAUAUCAAGGAUUUUAUGAUGAAAAUCUGGAAUGGGUUGGUUUAGAAAACAUCCAAAUUGUGGCUUCCAUGUCUGCUGGAGGAACAUUAGGAAGACAUAAACUUAGCUCCAGAUUUACUUCUAUUGUUCGUCUCUGUGCAAUUGACUAUCCAGAAAGAGACCAACUGCAGACUAUUUAUAGUGCCUACUUGGAACCUGUAUUACAAAAAAAACUAAAGAAUCACCCUGUUUGGGAUUCUUUACCAAAAAUACAUCAGCUAGCAGGAUCUAUGGUUCAAGUAUAUGAACAGGUACGAGCGAAAUUCACAGUUGAUGAUCACAGUCAUUACCUUUUUACACCAUGUAUUCUUACUCAGUGGAUUCUUGGUUUGUUCAGAUAUGAUUUAGCAGGUGGAUCAUCGGCACAAACUGCAGACUGUGUGUUGGAAAUUGUUCUUUACGAAGCACGUCGUUUGUUCCGUGACAAAAUUGUUGGCAUGAAAGAACUUCAUGUAUUCGAUAACAUUUUGAUGAAAGUGUUUCAAGGUGAUUGGGGCUCAGCUAUUCUGGACAAUAUGGCAGAUAUCUUCUAUGUAACUUGGGGAGUCUGUCAAGAGGCAUUCAUCACACCAGGACAGGCACUACCACCACAUGGAAGGCCACUUGGCAGGCUAAACUCAACAGACUUGAAAGAUAUUAUUCAAAAAGGUAUUAUUCAUUAUGGGCGAGACAAAAAAGAAAUAGAGAUUUUACUGUUCCAAGAAGUCCUCAGUUAUAUGUCUAAAGUGGACAGAGUGCUAAGUUUUCCUGGCGGAUCACUUCUUUUGGCAGGACGAAGUGGUGUAGGUCGUCGAACAGUUACCUCUUUAGUUAGUCAUAUGCACGGAGCUGUUCUGAUUACUCCAAAAAUUUCCAGAAGCUAUGAGCUGAAGCAAUUCAAAAAUGAUCUUAAAUAUGUGAUGGAGCUUGCGGGCAUUGAAGCACAGCAGGUGGUAUUGCUGCUUGAAGACUAUCAGUUUGUUCAUUCCACAUUCCUUGAGAUGAUCAACAGUUUACUGUCUUCAGGAGAAGUUCCUGGGCUAUAUAAAAUAGAAGAAUUAGAACCAUUGCUAUCUCCUCUGAAGGAUCAAGCUUCGCAAGAUGGAUUUACAGGACCAAUUUUCAACUAUUUUACAUACCGGAUCCAACAAAAUCUGCAUGUUGUUUUGAUCAUGGAUUCUACCAAUUUAAAUUUCACAAUAAACUGUGAAAGUAAUCCAGCACUGUACAAGAAAUGUCAGGUUUUGUGGAUGGAAACCUGGUCAGAAAACAGUAUGAAGAAGAUACCUGAAAUGCUUUUGUGUGAUUCAGAUGAACAAGAAAAGACUGGAAAAACACAUAAGGAAGUUAAGAAAAAACAUUCAGGUGAUUCUGAUUUUCUGAACUCAUUUCUGGCAAUCCAUGAAUCAUGUAAAAUGUAUGGAGCAACACCUAGCAGAUACAUGACAUUCCUUCAUAUAUAUAGUACCAUCAAUAACAGUAAAAGAAGAGAGCUAAUAAAAAGGCAGAACCACUUGCAGGCAGGUGUUUCGAAGUUGAAUGAAGCUAAAGCCCUGGUAGAUGAACUGAACAGAAAAGCUGGAGAACAAAGCAUUUUGCUCAAAACGAAGCAGGAUGAGGCUGAUGCUGCCCUUCAAGAAAUUACAGUAUCUAUGCAGAGUGCUAGUGAGCAAAAAACAGAAAUGGAAAAAAUAAAACACCGGAUAGCAGAAGAAGCUGCAGAAAUAGAAGAAAGAAAAAGAAAAAUUGAAGAUGAGCUAAAAGAGGUUCAGCCACUGGUUAAUGAAGCUAAAUUAGCAGUUGGAAAUAUAAAGCCAGAGUCUUUGUCAGAAAUCCGGUCGCUACGGAUGCCCCCUGACAUAAUCAGAGACAUACUUGAAGGAGUUUUACGGCUGAUGGGGAUUUUUGAUACAUCAUGGGUGAGCAUGAAGAGUUUCUUGGCCAAAAGAGGCGUGAGGGAGGACAUAGCAACAUUUGAUGCCCGCAAUAUUCCAAAAGAAAUACGAGAGAGUGUUGAAGAACUUCUUUCUAAAAACAGAACAUCUUUUGAUCCAAAGAAUGCUAAACGAGCCAGCGCUGCAGCUGCUCCAUUAGCAGCUUGGGUGAAUGCCAAUGUCCAGUAUUCCCAUGUCCUAGAAAGAAUUCAGCCUUUGGAAAAAGAAAAGGCUGGCUUGGAAGCUAAUCUCAAGAAAACUGAAGGCAGAAAGCAGAAGUUAGAAGAUCUUCUGAACUCUGUUGGUCAAAAAGUAUCGGAACUGAAAGAUAAGUUCCAGAGCAGAACAACAGAAGCAGCAAAACUUGAAGCAGAACUAAGUAAGGCUCAGAAAACAUUGAAAGCUGCAGAGGUAUUGAUAAAUCAACUCGAUAGGGAACAUGAAAGAUGGAGCACCCAGGUGUCAGAGAUAACAGCUGAACUGGCUACAUUGCCUAAAAAAGCUCAGUUAGCAGCUGCGUUUAUUACCUAUCUUUCUGCUGCACAUGAGGAUCAGAGGAAAACCAGCUUGGAUGAAUGGACCAAAUCAGCAGGCCUUGAAAGUAAUUUUUUAAACUCUUUCAUUUUUUUCAAUUUACGGCGGUUCCUGUGUACAGAAAGUGACGAGUUAGUCUGGAAAAGUGAAGGUUUACCUUCAGAUGACCUUUCAAUAGAAAAUGCUCUUGUCAUCUUGCAGAGUAAAGUUUGUCCAUUUUUGAUAGACCCUUCUUUCCGGGCUACUGAAUGGUUGAAGACACAUUUGAAGGAAUCACGUUUGGAAGUUAUUAACCAACAGGACACCAACUUCCUAACCGUUCUUGAGCUGGCAGUGAGAUUUGGGAAAACACUUAUUAUACAGGAAAUGGAUGGAGUGGAGCCUGUACUUUACCCGUUGCUAAGAAAAGAUCUUGUUGCUCAAGGAUCCCGUUACGCUAUACAAAUAGGUGAAAAAAUGAUAGAUUAUAAUGAAGAGUUCCGUCUUUUUCUCUCGACAAGGAACCCACAUCCCUUCAUUCCACCUGAUGCUUCUUCUAUUGUUACAGAAGUAAACUUUACCACAACAGGAAGUGGCUUAAGAGGACAGCUUUUGGCUUUAACAAUUCAGCAUGAAAAGCCGGACUUGGAAGAGCAGAAGACAAAACUGUUACAACAAGAAGAAGAUAAGAAGAUACAGUUAGCUAAGCUUGAAGAAUCUCUUUUGGAGACACUUGCAACAUCACAAGGCAAUAUACUAGAAAAUAAGGAUCUGAUUGAAUCUUUGAAUCAGACUAAAGCAAGUAGUGCACUCAUCCAAGAAUCACUUGCUGAAUCUCUCAGACUUCAGAGUUUCCUUGAUAAGGAGAGGGACGCCUAUCUCCCUUUAGCUGAGAGUGCUAGCAAGAUGUACUUUAUUAUCUCUGACUUGUCCAAAAUUAAUAAUAUGUACCGCUUCAGUUUGGCGGCUUUCCUGCGACUUUUCCAAAGGGCUCUGCAAAGCGAGCAGGAUUCAAGUAAUACUGAGGAAAGAAUCAAUUCGCUUAUUGGCUCAUUGAAACUCACAGUGUAUGAAUAUGUUUGUCGUUGUUUGUUUAAGGCUGAUCAGCUAAUGUUUGCUCUACAUUUUGUACGAGGAAUGCACCCUGAACAUUUUCAAGAGAAUGAAUGGGAGACUUUUACAGGUGUGAUCAUUGGAGAAACCAUAAGAAAAUCAGAUUCACAAAGAAGUGUUCGUGACCAGAUCCCGUCUUGGAUAGAACAGGACCGAGCCUGGGCAGUAGCAUCUUUGAAGAUUUCUCUCCCAGGUCUCUAUCAGACACUUUACUUUGAAGAUGAAGGUCUGUGGCACAAUUUUUCUCAGAGCUCUGUGUGUGAACAAGACUUUCCAUCUACUAUUGUGAAAAGAAUAUCCUUAUUUCAGCAGGUACUUGUGGUCCAGGCUGUCCGACCAGACAGGCUACAGAGUGCCAUGUCUCUUUUUGCAUGUAAAACCCUAGGAAUAAAAGACUUAUCUCCAUCGCCUCUGAAUUUGAAACGUCUGUAUCAAGAGACUCUGGAAAUCGAGCCCAUCUUGAUAAUUAUUUCUCCUGGUGCUGACCCUUCUCAAGAGUUGCAAGAACUUGCCAGUGUUGAAAGAAACACUGAGUGCUACCAUCAGAUUGCAAUGGGCCAAGGCCAAGCUGACCUGGCCAUUCAGACUUUAAAAGAAUGUGCACGCAACGGAGAAUGGCUGUGUUUAAAGAACCUGCAUCUUGUUACAUCUUGGCUUCCUGUAUUGGAAAAG